Peniophora sp. CBMAI 1063 is the source of this 1857-nucleotide messenger RNA. The record is from the annotation of a GenBank genome assembly. Lineage: Eukaryota; Fungi; Basidiomycota; Agaricomycetes; Russulales; Peniophoraceae.
AUGACGAACCUAAACACGGAUGAUCUCCGCGGUCUAUCGCGUCGCGAGUUGCAGCAUCUCGCAAAGUCUCAUAGCCUGAAGGCGAACGGGUCUUCCACGCAGAUCAUAGAGGCGUUGUGCGACCGCUUUCCCGACGGUGUGCCACAGUCGAAGCGGGGUCUCUCGCCAACCACAGCCAUCUCACGCGGGAGGAGCGCACCGAGCCGCCGCGCAAAAGCUGCAUCUCCCGUAUACCACCAAUCCGUCAAUCAAGAGCCGCAUAGCCCGGCUCGGCAUGCACCGCGCUUCCUGGAUAAGGCCGACCCAGAACGACUCAGCGCUUCGAAUGGUUCGCGACUACCCCCUCUGCCUGAACCACAGGUGUUGCGGCCCGAGGAUGCCGUCGUCUUGGAGAAUACGGAGGAGAUAUUGCGUCAGAUGAUGAAGGAGUUGCAAGAAGCACGAGAGGCGAGCAAGCGGCUCGAAUCGGAGAACGCCGCCUUGCGCGUACAGCUGGCGCCACCCGUCUCGACGAACGCGCUACAGCUUGGCGAUGAAGGAGAGGCUGGGCCUUCCUCUUCGCAGGCUACGGAGUAUGUCUCCGUUUCGGCGGACUCCACAGCUACCGCUGCUGGCCAACCGAUGACACCCACCUCACUUCAGCAGUCCCAAGUUCCCUUACCCAACGUAACUGCCCCUUCGUCCGCUCCUGUAGGGAAUGGUCAGGCUUCUUCGUCUCAGCCAACCUCUGCACACCCGCGACGUCCUCCGUCGCCCGUCGGCCUCUCCCGGAUAUCGCGCAUCAACGAGGAGCUUGACAACCUCCGCAUAUGCCGCCAGACGUCGGUGACCAUUCUGACUUAUGCGCUAGCGCAGGUCGCAAUGGAACAGGCUGAGAUCAGUGGCAGACCGAGUAAGGAGUUGGAGGAGCGCCUGAAGAAUGCGGAAAAGGACAUGGAGGUGGAAAUCCCGAGGAGGUUCAAUCUCGAUCGUUACCAACGUCUUGCUAAGAAUGAGCACGAGGAGGCGGCGCUGGAGAAAUUCAGGAAGUUGCAUACCUACGGGGAGUUGAUCUGGAAUGUGGGGGAGAAGGUGCUGGAGACCUACCCUCAUAAGCCACCGCCACGCACGGACGAGGAGAGAGCGAACUAUGUCCGCUUCCGCGACCGAGCAGUGCGCAAGGACGAACCUACCCUCACGCUGUUCCACGUAGAUCCCAAUCCCGACAUUUAUCGCGUAGUGGAGGAGGACCUAGGCGAUGAAGACUAUCUGCCGCCGUCAUACGAUGACCCGGAGUACGACGCAACCUCCGACGCCACGCCGAGCGAACUCGACGAUGUAGAGAUGCAAGACAUCGAUAUGUCUGUAGAGGAUGAUCUGGUUCUGGGGGUUGAAGGCCAGGGAAUCGACGCGCAUUUGUCCGACUUGGCUGUCACCAUGCGGGGAGCGCCGCCGAAGCACACCCUUGAACCUACUCGUGCGAACAUACCCGACGUUCAGGGCUACAUCCACUUGCCGCAGGGGCGAAGGACGCGCGCCUGCUGGAUCCCCGUCAGAGAAAAGGAGCGGGUGUGGGUCAGAUGUGACCAGGAGGUGUGCACGCACGGCAUGAGUGAACCCACGGAUCCGAAGGGUAAAAAACCCCAGACCCAAGUGCCGUGUUACUUCUUUGAUGAUCUCCCGGAGAUCGCGGGACGACCAAAGCCGAAGGGGAGAUGGGUCGAGAGGGACGUCGACUUACUGGAGGGUGGGAAGUAUACCGCAGACUGUAUCAAGGACAUGAGCGAUUCUCGGGACGGCCUUUACGGCGCCCCCUGGCCUGUCGUACCGGGAUGGAAGCAGCGUCUGGAGAGAGUCCCGACAUGGGAGCAUAACUAG